UAGACAAACUAUCAGACUACUGAACACGAACUGGGCUGACCACCUGCACUGUAGCAUACAUUCAUGCUACGCACGCAACUACUGCUACCAGACUCUGAUAAUAGCUAAAUACUAAAUGUAAACAUUUAUCCCGUUUCCCCAAAACACUAAAUAUUGGACUAUAAAUUGUUCCUGUAUUAUACAAAUUGUUUUGUUCUAUUCUACUGUGCCAUUUACUUAGUAUGAUCUUGUAUUUCUUGUGGCAAAGUACCUCGUUUACUGGCUGCUUGAGCCAUCUCCAUUGUAGCUAAUUUGUUCCUAAGAAAAAAAAAGUUGCUGACAGUUGAGCAUUGCUGCAACGUCAGAGAACAGACACAGAAAAAACAAGUAAACAGGUCUGCCUUGUUUGGCGUCGUUAGAAGCAGGCAGCACACCCUGGCUUAAAGUCAGACAGAGGAAUGAGGGAAGAUGAGUCAAAGCGAGCAGCAACAGCAGGAUGAAAUCCCAGCAUACCUCAAAGAUGAGCAUCCAGCAGACGGUAACAAGGAUCACCCCGCGCCCCAGCCAGGCAUGUUCUCCAGAGUGACUGGAGGACUCUUCAGUGUCACUAAAGGUGCUGUGGGAGCCACUGUGGGUGGGGUGUCCUGGAUAGGAGGGAAGAGCUUCGACCUGACCAAGACCGCUGUCACCUCAGUGGCCGCUGUACCUGGCAUUGGGGUGGGGCUGGUGAAAGGAGGGGUGUGUGCUGUAGCUGGAUGUGUGUCUGCAGUAGGCUCAGCGGUGGCCAAUAAAGUUCCUAUUGGAGGAGGCAAGAAGAAGGACAAGUCUGACUGAGGAGGGGACGGACGGCGAUGCCGUUUUGGGUCUCAUGUCUGUUUCGCCUACAGUGUGGAGGGUCCUGGAGGGCUACAGAGGAUUCAAAGUCGUGUGUGUGUUCUCUUUUUGUGGAGGCCUACACUCUGAUCCGCAAGUUUCUAUGGACCACUCUCGUUAUGUGGCGGCCUGGUCACAGAGGGGGAGACUAAAUAAGUGGCUUCCUGGUCAGUAGUGCAGGGGCCACCCCACCCGUCUUUGUCUGCAAUAAUAACCAGUGCCUCAAACUGUUGGAAUAUGAAAUGACUGACUGUGAAUGUUGGAUUUACUCUGUAGAUAAAAACCAGCCAAGAAAAUAUUAGGCCUAUUUUAUUGCUUAGUAUUUGUUCUAUCUCCUGGCCGCUGUUUAAGAAACAGGCCAAGAACAUUUUCACAAUGUUUAAAGCGGUGUUCAUGUUCAUUGCUGUGUUUGGCAGUCAGACAAUCAGUGAUCGAUGCCUCUCAUGGGGGGGGGGUUUGGUGCUGGGACUGCACAGGGGGUUACUACCUUGACCCCUGAGCAGAGGUGUGGUUCAGAUCGAAGAAGCCAGCACCGGGCUGCUCCAACCACCGAGGCAGCGCUUUGUUUUGAAAAGCAAUGGUGACGGCGGGGAGUUGAUGGCUGCACUCCAUCUCUCUGAUUGAUUCUAUUUCUGAGAUUACGGACUCUAUGCGUCUGGGGCCCAGCCGCUCAGCCUUGGUGCUCUUUCCCACAACAAAACUCAUCACUCUCCCACCCCUCCCCAAUAAUUACAGCGGCACACUGGGGUUUCAACGCUACCUGCAAGGGCUAUGGUAGACUGAACACUGCUAGGGAAGUCGAUGUUCCUGACUAGAUGUUUAUGCUGGUGGAUAUUGUUUUCUUUUGUUUUUUCUUCUUCCCCUGUAAAGUAUACGAUUUAUAUCUCAAACUCCCCAUUCCUGAUGUGAGGGGAUUUUUUUUUUUUUUUUUUCAUAGGGAUAUUAUUUCUCCACCAGGGAAAUUCUCUAAAGUGGACAUGUUCAUUUCCAUUCAUCUUUUUCAUCUUCAGAAAACGCACUCUGGUGCAAGUAAUGUAACCUUAUGUUUUUCAAUGACAAAGUAGUUUUAGGAUCCGUUUCCCCUUUGAUGGUAUGGACUCUUCAUUUUUUCACUGAUGGUGCGUUGAAUCACAGAGCUCUGUCACUGCUGUUCCUUCCUCUCUCGCUAUAUUUUGAUCUUUCACUUUACAGCAAGGUGCCUUAUUCCCACAAGAAAGCCUGAACUAAAGUAACUUAUUCAUUUUUUUAACCUACCACUAAUAUAUCUAUCAUCUUAUUCCGUAGUCCACAUGUUGUUCUACUGCCAAAAAACAAACUAGCCUACUUUAGCAUUAACCAUUUCUGAAUACAUUUAAGGAGUUGUCUUUUUCCAUUGUUUGUAUUAGAAAUAAAAUGUAUUCAUAUUAUUAAUAUACAGUUCCAGUCAAGUAUGGACACCCUUUGCCUUGAUGACAGCUUUGCACACUCGUGGCAUUCUCUCAACCAGCUUCAUGAGGUAGCUAUUUGGAAUGCAUUUUAAUUAACAGAUGUGCCUUGUUAAAAGUACAUUUUGGGAAUUUCUAGGUUUGAGCCAAUCAGUUGUGUUGUGACAAGGUAUGGGUGGUAUACAGAAGAUACCCCUUUUUGGUAAAACACCAAGUCCAUAUUAUGGCAAGAACCACUCAAUUAAGCAAAGAGAAAUGACAGUACAUCAUUAGUUUAAGACAUGAAGGUCAGUCAAUAUGGAACAUUUCAUCAACUUUGAAAGUGUCUUCAAGUGCAGUCGCAAAAACCAUCAAGCACUAUGAUGAAACUGGCUCUCAUGAGGACCGCCACAGGAAAAGACCCAGAGUUACCUCUGCUGCGGAGGAUAAGUUCAUUAGAGUUACCAGCCUCAGAAAUUGCAUCCCAAAUAAAUGCUUCACAGAGUUCAAGUACAAGACACAUCUCAACAUUAACUGUUCAGAGGAGACUGUGUGAAUCAUGCCUUCAUGGUUGAAUUGCUGCAAAGAAACCACUAUUAAAGGACACCAAUAAUAAGAAUAGACUUGCUUGGACCAAGAAACACUGGCAACGGAUAUUAGACAUGUGGAAAUCUGUCCUUUGGUCUGAUUUUUAGCCAUGUCUUUGAGAGAUGCAGAGAAGGUGACCGGAUGAUCUCGGCAUGUGGUUCCCACCGUGAAGCAUGGAGGAGGAGGUGUGAUAGUGUGGGCUGCUUUGCUGGUGACACUGAUUUAUUUAGAGUUCAAGGCAAGCUUAACCAGCAUGGCUACCACAGCAUUCUGCAGUGAAACGCCAUCCCAGCUGGUUUGCGCUUAGUGGGACUAUCAUUUGUCUUUCAACAGGAUAAUGACCCAACAAACCUCCAGGCUGUGUAAGGGAUAUUUGACCAAGAAGGAGUGCUACAUCAGAUGACCUGGCCUCCACAAUCACCCAAUCUCAACCCAAUUGAGGUGGUUUGGAAUGAGUUGGACCGCAGAGUGAAGGAAAAGCAGCCAGCAAGUACUCAGCAUAUGUGGGAACUCCUUCAAGACUGCUGGAAAAGCAUUUCAGGUGAAGCUGGUUGAGAGAAUGCCAAGAGUGUGCAAAGCUGUCAUCAAGGGAAAGGGUGGCUACUUUGAAGAAUCUAAAAUCUAUUAAAAUUUGUUUAACACUUUUUUUGGUUACUACAUGAUUCCAUAUGUGUUAUUUCAUAGUUUUGAUGUCUUCACUAUUUUUCUACAAUGUAGAAAAUAAUACAAAUAAAGAAAAACCCUUGAAUGAG
Messenger RNA from Oncorhynchus masou masou (cherry salmon), 3595 nucleotides. RefSeq names its product transmembrane protein 263-like. The record is from RefSeq and is a predicted model, not a curated record. Bases 448 to 813 code for a protein of 121 amino acids. NCBI's taxonomy places the organism in Eukaryota, Metazoa, Chordata, Actinopteri, Salmoniformes, Salmonidae. The transcript is spliced from 4 exons.